CUCUUGCCUUGAUAGCCCAAGCUUCCUGGCCUCUGGUUAUCUGAAUCAGCCACCACGAUGAGCGACUUGGACGAGAGAUGCGCCUCUCUGCGAGCGCAAAUCACAGCCACUGAGGCACAGCUUACAGGACUCAAGCGGGAACUCGCCAGCGCUCAAGAAGCUGCCGCGGCGAAGUCGAACAGUGCGGAGCUCUCGGACAACCAGCAAGUUCAGUCAAAGAGUGCGUCUCGUUGGCCUUUGCUGCAAGAGGAAUAUAAGCGAUAUGGCAGACAGAUGAUUGUUUCACAAGUCGGGCUGGAAGGUCAAUUGAAGCUGCGUGCAGCCAAGGUUCUUCUAGUCGGGGCCGGCGGUCUUGGAUGUCCUGCGGCACAGUAUCUUGCUGGUGCGGGUGUGGGUACACUGGGUCUGAUCGACGGAGACACGGUCGAGGUUUCGAAUUUACAUCGUCAGGUUCUGCACCGCAGCCACAAUGUGGGGAAAUACAAGGUGGACAGCGCCAUUGAGUCAUUGCGAGAACUGAAUCCUCAUCCCACCUACAUUGCCCACCGAACGCACCUCACACCCAGUGAGGCGCCUCGCAUCUUUGCUCAAUAUGAUUUUAUUCUCGAUUGCACAGACAAUCCUGCAACACGGUACCUGAUCUCGGACACUGCAGUGCUCUUGGGGAAACCCUUGGUAUCUGCAUCUGCCCUACGCACCGAUGGACAGCUGAUGGUAUUGAACAAUCCUCCCCGGCCACCUGGAGAUAAACAAGGAGGGCCUUGUUACCGCUGUGUUUUCCCGAAGCCCCCUCCGGCCGACAGUGUGGUGAGCUGUGCGGAUGGAGGCAUUCUGGGGCCCGUAGUUGGGACCAUGGGCGUUUUGCAGGCCCUGGAAGCGAUCAAGGUUAUCACUGCCGGGGCUGGUAAUGGAGAAGCACAGAACACCGGAACGGGUGCGCAACAAUCUCCACUGCUCCACAUGUUCUCGGCAUACUCCAAUCCCUUGUUCCGUACGAUCCGCAUUCGUUCUCGCCGGACCAAUUGCGCAGUUUGCUCUGCGGAAGCCACGGUCACUUUGGAUACCAUCACCUCUGGGUCGACCGACUACGUCUUCUUCUGUGGCUCGGCUCUUCCGCCGUCGCUUCUCGCUCCCGAUGAACGCAUAUCUGCGCGAGAAUACAAUGAAAAGUACCCCGGUUCUGAUCACGGAUCCCAAGGCUCCUCUGCCUCUCCAAGCCAUACCAUGAUCGACGUGCGAGACAAGGUCCAAUUUGGGAUUUGCAGUCUGGGAGAUAGUAUAAACAUUCCCAUCUCUAACAUUCUGGCCUCGACAUCAACGGGGAAACCCCCUCAUGGGUUCCUGCCGGGCUGGCUGCCUCCGAGUCCAAUGAUCCGAUCUACGUUGUCUGUCGACUGGGCAAUGACUCCCAACUUGCGGUCCAGAGACUGAAGGAACUGGGGCUGGACCGUGGCGGGCAACGCUACAUUGGCGACAUCCGAGGCGGGCUACGAGCGUGGCGAGAACAAGUGGACCCUGAAUGGCCGGAAUACUGAGGACGCAUUGUAAAUACUGCUGAAGAGUAUCUCUGCCUUGGGGCCAAAUGUCAUAUCUACCUUGUUAUCAGGCCUCGCUCAAUCCACUGAGCAAAAUAUCAGGUCCAUGCUGACAUGCUUCGUAAGAUGUUCUAUAUGGAUGGUUAUCUAUUGGCUGAGGCUACUCGCACGCCAACUUGUGCUUUCGCACGACAGACUUCUAUUCUCGGAUAUGGUGGAUAAUAGGUACAUUGAGUACCUAGAUGUCUGGGCUUAUGAUGCCUACUAAGCUUUUUACAUUAGCUAUUAAAAAAGACCGUUCAAAAGACCUUUCAAAAGAC
Penicillium subrubescens is the source of this 1855-nucleotide messenger RNA. RefSeq names its product HesA/MoeB/ThiF family protein. The transcript has 3 exons. Bases 58 to 1431 code for a protein of 457 amino acids. Gene Ontology annotation, molecular function: nucleotidyltransferase activity; URM1 activating enzyme activity; thiosulfate-cyanide sulfurtransferase activity. Gene Ontology annotation, cellular component: cytoplasm. Gene Ontology annotation, biological process: protein urmylation; tRNA wobble position uridine thiolation. The record is from RefSeq and is a predicted model, not a curated record. NCBI's taxonomy places the organism in Eukaryota, Fungi, Ascomycota, Eurotiomycetes, Eurotiales, Aspergillaceae.